AAGGAAGAUGGCGUCUCCGAGCUUCCCCACGCCGCUGCAUGGGCACGUGGGCCGCGGCGCCUUCAGCAAUGUGUACGAGCCCGCGGAGGAUACGUUCCUGCUGCUGGACGCGCUCGAGGCAGCAGCGGCCGAGCUGAAGGGAGUGGAAAUAUGCCUUGAAGUAGGUUCAGGGUCUGGAGUGGUAUCUGCAUUCCUAGCCUCUAUGAUAGGCCCUCAAGCUUUGUACAUGUGCACUGACAUCCACCCUGAGGCAGCAGCUUGCACUCUGGAGACGGCACACUGUAACAAAGUCCACAUUCAGCCAGUAAUUACAGACUUGGUCAAAGGCUUACUACCAAGAUUGAAGGAAAAAGUUGAUCUUCUGGUGUUUAAUCCCCCCUAUGUAGUGACUCCACCUGAAGAGGUAGGAAGUCAUGGAGUAGAAGCCAUUUGGGCUGGUGGCAGAAAUGGUCGGGAAGUCAUGGACCGAUUCUUCCCACUGGCUCCAGACCUUCUGUCACCAAGAGGAUUAUUCUAUCUGGUUACCAUUAAAGAAAACAAUCCAGAAGAAAUUUUGAAAACAAUGACGACAAGAGGUCUACAAGGGACUGUUGCACUUUCCAGACAAGCAGGCCAAGAACUCCUCUCAGUCCUGAAGUUUACCAAGUCCUAGCUUACUGUGUGUGCUGUGUAUUAUGCUGGAUUGUAUAUAUUGAUAAUAUAUAUUAUAUUGAAUAUAUAUGUGAAUAUAGAGAGAGAGAGAAGCUGAAUGUAUUUGGCAUAUUUUGAAAAUGAAGUCAUUUCUUCAUUAACAAGUGAAAUUGUCAGGUUAUAUAGAAAAAGGUGGGGGCGCCUGGGUGGCUCAGUUGGUUAAGCGACUGCCUUCGGCUCA
Molecule: messenger RNA, 871 nt
Organism: Neomonachus schauinslandi (Hawaiian monk seal)
Lineage: Eukaryota; Metazoa; Chordata; Mammalia; Carnivora; Phocidae
Gene: HEMK2
Product: N-6 adenine-specific DNA methyltransferase 1
Biological process (GO): methylation
Cellular component (GO): eRF1 methyltransferase complex
Molecular function (GO): S-adenosylmethionine-dependent methyltransferase activity; nucleic acid binding; protein methyltransferase activity
Source: RefSeq, a predicted model, not a curated record